AGAAAGGGUAAUAAUAACAAUAACAAAGAUUUUACUUUAACAAUAACUAACAAACUUAUGCUAUGAAAAGAAGAUGUGUACUCAUCCAAGCAAGAAUUCCCUUUACAAACGGCAACUAUAUUGCCAAACGACCACAUGAUAACUUGAACUCGAAAGUAAUACGAAAGAAAAGAAGUUUAAUAUUUAAAUAUUAAAUGAGAGGUGAAUUUCAAUGAAGUCAACGACAGUCAUGGAUCGCAUUCCCCCUUUGCCAAAUGACUUGGAGGCUUUGAUAUUUGACUGUGAUGGAACACUAGUGGACACAAUGCCAUUCCAUCUACAAGCCUGGGAACAGAUAUGCGAAGAAACUGGUUUGUGCUUUUCAAAAGAGUAUUUUAUGGAAAAGGCAGGAGUACCUGGCCGAGAAAUUAUACGAAGUCUCGCACGAGCAAAGGGUAUUCAUCUAGAUGUCACGAAUAUUUACAAUAGAAAAAAAGCUUUCUACAUGGAAUCAUUCAAGGGAGCAGCGCCCGAAAAUUUGCCCAUAACAUGUGUCGUGAAUUUUGCCAUCGAAGCAAAAAGUAGAAACGAGUCGUUAUUACUUGGAGUGGCGACUGGCAGUUCUCGUUUUCAGGUCGAAGAAGUGCUAGAAAUUGCUGGCCUUCGACAACUUUUCGAUGUUAUUGUUGGAAAUGAAGACUACACAAGACACAAGCCAAGUCCUGAUGCAUUUUUAACAGCAUGCGAAAAGCUGAAAGUAAAACCUGAAAAAUGCUGGGGAUUUGAAGACACGAAUAUUGGUCUGGAAUCAAUCGAAAAGGCAGGCUUCAAUAAAUCAAUCGAUGUUCGAUUGUUAACUGGUUAUCCAGCAUAGACCAAACAUGUUUCACGCAGAUUACUGAAAUCGAAGAAAAUAUUUUUCAAAUUUAUCAUCAAAUCUGAGGAUAAUUAAAUGAUGUGCUGAGCAUCACAAAAUAAAUACUUUUAAAUGUUAUGUGGAAUAAAUCAAUGCAAUUGUCUGCAUGCAUACUAGAGACAAAACAAAUGUGAAAAUAAGUAUUAGAAGUAUUAGACACAAUUUUAAUAAAAUGUUGUUGGUGACAUGGUUAA
Xenia sp. Carnegie-2017 is the source of this 1089-nucleotide messenger RNA. RefSeq names its product fructose-1-phosphate phosphatase YqaB-like. Gene Ontology annotation, molecular function: beta-phosphoglucomutase activity; sugar-phosphatase activity. Bases 212 to 853 code for a protein of 213 amino acids. NCBI's taxonomy places the organism in Eukaryota, Metazoa, Cnidaria, Anthozoa, Malacalcyonacea, Xeniidae. The transcript has 4 exons. The record is from RefSeq and is a predicted model, not a curated record.